Molecule: messenger RNA, 3676 nt
Organism: Vanessa tameamea
Lineage: Eukaryota; Metazoa; Arthropoda; Insecta; Lepidoptera; Nymphalidae
Exons: 2
Coding region: 113-1519 (468 amino acids)
Molecular function (GO): zinc ion binding; nucleic acid binding
Source: RefSeq, a predicted model, not a curated record
AGCUGACGUGUCACUUGCGCAUACCGUGUGUUGUCGAGCCAGUGAACCAUUUAACAUAGUGUACACUACAAGUGGCGACGAGGACAAAGAUCGCCCCAAACAACUCGUCACUAUGUCAUACGCAACAAACAACGCGCUGUCAUUGGAGAAAUUGGAUUUAGAGGGAGACGGUGUUUCCUUAGGCCAGCGCUGGGAGAAGUGGAAGCGGUCUUUAAAUAUCUACCUGGAAGCAACAGAAAUUACAUCUCCGAUAAAGAAGAGGGCAACUCUUUUAUUACUUGGAGGUUCAGGUCUACAGGAGAUAUUCUAUAAUUUGCCUGGUGCGAAUGCUGAAGCUAACGAGAAUAAUGAUGUGUUUGGAAUAGCGAUAAGCAAAUUAGAUGAGUAUUUUACUCCAAAACAGAGUAAAGUGUAUGAACGACAUGUGUUCCGUUUAAUAAAACAAGAAGGGGAAAAAUUUGAUAAGUUUUUAAUAAGAUUAAGAAAUCAAGCCGAGAAAUGUAAAUUUGACAAUCCAGAAGAUCAUUUGAUAGAUCAAAUCGUAGAGAAGUGUUUAUCAGUUGAUUUACGUAAGAAAACUUUGACAAUAGGUGACAGCAUAACACUAGAUAAAAUAAUUACAGAAGCUAAUACAUUAGAGGUUGUAAAUCGACAAAUGGAGGAAUACGGGAAACAGGAUAAACAAUCGGAUGUAAACUCUAUAGCUUUUAAAAGAAAUGAAACUAAAAAUGAAAAGAAAAACACAAUCUUCGUAAAUAGGAAUAAAGGAUGCAGUAGAUGUGGGAAUUCCAAACAUUUUGCGAACGACACAAAAUGUCCGGCGAAAGGAAAACAAUGUCACAGUUGCGGAAAAUUAGGACAUUUUAGACAAUAUUGCAAGAGUGGUAGAGAAAGAACUAGGAAAAGGAAAAUAGAAGAGAUAAAUAGGCAAGAAGAAGAGCGAUCGAGUAAGCAGCCUCGAAGAAGGAAGGAGGUUGAUAAUAUAAUUGAUAAAGAAGUUGAUUAUGUCUUCAACGUUAAUAAUGAAGCGAACAUAGAAUGUGUCAUUGGAGGGAUAAGAACGAAUAUGUUAAUUGACUCCGGAUCUAAAUAUAACCUUAUUACGGACAAGACGUGGAAUACAUUAAAAAACAAGGGGUUUUUAUAUUUCAAUCAAGAUGAGAAGCCAAACAAAACACUUUUUGCAUACGGUAGCAGAACACCACUAGAAAUCGUAGCAUCCUUCGAGACUACUAUUAAGAUUAAUGGAAAAGAACAACGCGCAAACAUUUGUGUUAUUGCGGGAGGAUCAAGAAAUUUACUAGGCAAAGAUAGUGCUGUUCACCUUGGUGUACUGAAACUUGGAACCAUCGUAGAUCAGAUUGCAAAUGAACCAUUUCCGAAAUUUAAAGAUGUUAUGGUAGAGAUACCUAUUGAUAACUCUAUAAAGCCUAUUUCUCAACCAUACCGCCGGGUUCCAAUACCACUUGAAGAAAAAAUAGAGAAAAAAUUAAAGAAUUACUGGACAACGAUAUUAUAGAGGAAGUUCGAGAACCAUCAAAGUGGAUAUCUCCAAUAGUACCCAUAUUGAAGGACAACGGAGAACUGCGUCUCUGUGUAGACAUGCGACGUGCUAAUGCAGCAAUAAUGCGGGAGAACCACCCAUUACCAUCCAUGGAUCAUAUUUUGCCAAAGAUAAGGAAAGCUCAGUAUUUUAGCAAGUUGGACAUAAAGAACGCAUUUCAUCAAGUGGAAUUGCAUCCAAACUCAAGGCACAUUACGACAUUCAUUAGUUCGAAGGGUCUUUAUCGUUAUAAACGUUUAAUGUUUGGCAUUACUUGUGCACCUGAGUUGUUCCAGAAAAUACUGGAAAAUAUACUUCUUAAAUGUGAUGGAGCUGUAAGCUUUAUUGACGACAUUUUGAUAUUCGGUCGUACUGAACAAGAACAUGAUUCACGUUUAGAAAAAGUAUUACAGGUUCUAAAACAAAAUGGCGUUUUGCUGAACAAAGGUAAAUGUUUCUACAAAGUACAAAAAGUAAACUUUUUGGGACAUGAGUUAAGCCCUGAGGGAGUUAGACCCUUAACUAAGUAUAUUGAAAGCGUAGCCAAAUUCAGAAUUCCAAAAACGAUUGAGGAAUUACAAAGUUUUUUAGGGUUAGUAAAUUAUAUAAACAAAUGGAUACCUAACCUAGCUACACUGACAGAACCAUUAAAGUAUUUAUUGCGAUUUAAAUUUGGAAAACAUACAAAUAUUGAAAAGUUUUGGAAAAAUGAACAAGAUCAAGCUUUUGUGCAAUUGAAAGACAAACUUACGAAAAUUCAAACACUUGGGUACUACGACGUUAAUGAUAAAAUUCAAGUGAUUACUGAUGCUAGUCCUUUCGGAUUAGGAGCAGUCUUGGUACAAAUAGAUUCUAGUGGACCUAGAAUAAUUGCUUAUGGAAAUCGCAUAUUAACUGAUUGUGAACGCAGGUACAGUCAAACCGAGAAAGAGACUCUAGCGUUAGUUUGGGUUAUAGAACAUUUUAAUGUUUUUCUUUUCGGAAAAGAAUUUGAUUUGAUUACCGAUCACAAAUCUUUGGAGGUGUUGUUUGGAAUAAAAUCGAAACCGUGUGCCAGGAUCGAACGAUGGGUGUUACGGUUGCAAGCAUACCGAUAUAAUAUAAAAUAUAAGCCUGGGAAAACAAAUAUAGCUAAUUCAUUGUCUCGAUUGUGUAAAUACUCAGAUUUCCAAAAAAUUAAUAGCGAUAAACAUAUACACCAUAUUGUUGAGAAUGCGAGACCUCGUGCAGUAUCCAUGGCAGAAAUUGAAGCACACUCUGAAGGUGAUCCUGAAAUAGCUAAAGUAAGAGAAGGCAUUUACAGUAACAAAUGGGACGAGACUAUCAGAGGUUAUAAAAUUUUUGCGAAUGAAUUAUGCUUCUUUGGAAAUGUGCUUCUAAGAGGGACUAGACUAGUGAUACCUUUAAAACUUCGUAAGAUCGUUCUAGAUGCGGCACACGAAGGACACCCAGGGAUAGUAGGAAUGAAAGAACGUUUAAGGUGUAAAGUAUGGUGGCCAAAGAUCGAUAAAGAUGCCGAAAAUAUCGUGAAGUGCUGCAAAGGAUGUACUUUGGUUGGAUUGCCGCAUGCACCUCCUCCAAUGAAGCGUCGUGAACUUCCGAUGGCUCCCUGGGUAGAUAUAGCAAUAGAUCUGCUAGGUCCAUUGCCUAGUAAUGACUACUUAUUAGUCGUUGUUGACUUUUACAGCCGUUACAAAGAAAUAAAAAUAGCAAAAACUAUUACUAGUGCUAAAAUUAUAAAAUUAUUAAAAUAAAUAUUUAGUCGAUUAGGUUACCCUUCAUCAAUAACGGCAGACAAUGGUCGACAAUUUGUAAGUGAUGAAAUUAAGAGAUUCUGCAAAGAGUGCAACAUAAUAUUGUUUAAUACGAUUCCUUACAACCCGCAACAGAAUGGCGAAGUUGAGAGACAGAAUCGCGACAUAUUGAAACGUUUGAAAAUUGGUAAAAUUGAGAAAAAGGAUUUACAAGAAAGUUUGUGGGAAUACCUCAUGAUGUAUAAUUCUACCCCUCACUCAGUUACAGGGAAAACACCAACCGAAUUAUUUUUUAAAAGACAGAAUAAAGAUAAAAUUCCAACUCUACAAGACUUUAAUAAUAAAGAAAAUGACACUGAGGUUAAGGACAGGGAUAAAG